Messenger RNA from Spodoptera exigua (beet armyworm), 3728 nucleotides. The record is from the annotation of a GenBank genome assembly. NCBI's taxonomy places the organism in Eukaryota, Metazoa, Arthropoda, Insecta, Lepidoptera, Noctuidae.
GCUGUCAAUGACAUUUCGACGUUCGAAACGUAUUUUUACGAAAUAUAUUUUGCCUAAUUUUCUUAGUUGAAUCGCUAACUUAUAUAAUUAUUUUAUAAAAAAUAGUUAAAUAAUUGAAAUUCCAACGAAUAUACAUUGAUUAUGUACCUUGAAAGUUAGUGGUUCCCCUGUCUCUUUGAUAACAAAAAUGGUAUCAACUUUGAAUUCAGACGAAAAAUAUAAUAGAGUGAGGAGGAAAUUCUGUUUUUAUUUGGAUGUUCAAGACCAUGGUUUGUCUAGAGCCAUGAGUCGCAGAAUUCAGGACUUAGGUUUGCAGCAAGAAUUAUUUCUGACAUCCCGCGUGACGCACGUAGUGCGCGAUCGAGUGACAGAGACAGGAGGUGCGGGGGGCGCAGGAGUCGCGGGCCCCGCGCGAUGGGCGCGGCGUGAGGGGCGCGCGCGCGCCGAUGCCAUGCUGGAGCGCGUGCGGCCAGACCCGCCUCACCACACACCCAACAAUAAAUACAUACAGAUCUCUGUCCAGAAGGCUAUAAGUCUAUUGGAUAAACUGUAUGAUACAUUCUUCGCGCCGCCGCGCGUAGCGCAUAUCACGUACUUCACUAAACAUUUUAUCAAGAUUGAAUUUUUGGACAAGUUGUGCAGACCUAUUUACAAGGAAUUUGAUGAAUGGCCAGAGUUAUCAUUAGAACCAGACCCUCCAAAAGAAAAGAAGAAAGAAACACCAGAGAAAAUUGUUGUCAAUAAUCAAAAAGAUAUUGCCAUCCAAAAAAUGACGCGUAAAAGUCGUCCAAGAAUCAAGGAGAAGGAAGAUAAAGAAGUAAAGGGUGGCUACUGUGAGAUGUGCAACCAAGACUACGGAGAUGCGGCAUUACACCGGCGAUCCCCGCACCACCUCGCCUUUGUGCGUAACCACACAAACUUUCUCGCGCUGGAUUCGCUCAUCGGUGCCGGCACUGAUGUCGCCACUUUCCUAGAUAAAGCUACACCCAUCAACGGUGAGCGCCGUUCGCUAAGAAAAAUGUGCAAUGGUGACAGCGACCCACCCAAAAGCAAACGUUCGAAGCGAUCCCAGUCACCAGACUCUACAGUCAAUGGUAACCUCAGUCCAAGGCGUAAUGGAGUGGUAGAAGAUGAGAAAAAACAUAAUACCCGGUGCAGUAAAAGAGCCAGUGAAGCGGCCACGGAAGACCGACAGUACUACAAAGUAGUGGGUGUCAGCACAAAGCUUAGGUCGAGUGGCGGGUUCUCGAAUAAAAGAAAAGAUUCAUCCCCUUCAUGUAAUGGUACAAAGCCUCUAGUCGUUAAGUUCAGAAAAGUGCGGCGCUCCGAGUUAUCUGUUCUCAGUGAUGAAGCGGAACAAUUUAUGUUUCCAAAACGCGCCAGCUCCACAAGUUCCACGUCUUCCGACGAUGACGACAAAGAACUGAGUUCGCGAAGAAAAACAACGACGCCGCCACCGCCGCCACCUGUAGAAAGGCGAAGACAAGCACGGCCACUCGCACUAAAGGAGGAAUCUUCAGAGGAAGACAGUUGGCCCGAAGAUAAGCGGAGGCGAAAGAAACGGACGCCUGCUGUCGCUAAACGAGCACGCAGAGUGCCGUGUAAAGCACAAAGUACGGAACCUCCUCCUGAGCCUCCAGAGGUAGUUGAACAAAUAGUGCCUGCAGAGCCUCCUGUACCACCUGACGGCGAAGUAAGUCCAUUGAGAGAAGAACCCGUCGAGCGAUGUAUGAAGUGGGAAGAUGGGAAGCUGAAGUACACCCCAGCUGUGGAGCAAUUGGAAUUUGCCUUUGAAUCUGUGCCACAUAGUGAGCCCUGGUUUGAAACCUUCAAAAGACAAGAUGAGGACAAAGUGCUUGUUAAGAAUAUACCUAAAUAUUUUGCAUUAUAUUCAAAAUCGCCAAAGUUACCAUAUGAAAUUGGUCAGUUACCACCUUUAAAGCCAAAUUGCUGUCCACUAAGUGACUUGGUCAAACGAGAAGAAAAGCCAGGACCGUCGCGGUCUUACGGGACGCGAGGAAUGAAGAAACAGAAAAUUAGAAAAAGAACGGCUGCGCUUCUCGCUCUCGAGGGGCACCCUCGAAAAUCCCCCCGUGAACAUGCAUCUACCUUGGCUAUUCUCGGCUCGGCUGGUUUGGUGCACCGGCGGAGACAUGCUGACGAUAACAAGUCCACCGCUUCGGAAGAUACAAUUAGCGAUACGCACAGUAAUGCCAAAGUUGAACCUGUCAUUUCUGAAACUCAAGAGGCAUCUGAGAGAUUACAACAGUUUUUGUCUGAAGUUUUCGAAGACGCGGCGGAGUACGACGUGUCUGAUGAGGUGAUGGAUGGUGAGCCCGCCGUUACCACGUCUACUAAUAUCCUAGACGUGUCCAGCAUGGUGUCCGAGUGUGAGAACUGUGAUCUGAUUAGAAAUGAGAUCAAAGAAGCAGCAGACCGACCUAAAGGCAGACGCGGAAAAUUUAAAAAGAAGAAUAGAACAGGCUGGCCUAAUAAAAAGAAGCAAACUAAGAAGAGUUCCAGAACAAGCAGUGUAGAGUCUGAACACAAAGUAGACAGCAGUUUAGACCGAUCGUCAGCAGAGCCACCAGAUGACGAUACCACACAAGAUGCGAUCAGCGAGGAAGAUACUAAUUUAUCUGAGACUGAAAAAGAAGACAAAACUAUACUAGAAAAGUCCAAAACAGAGUUUGACUCGAAAGACAAAACUUUGACAGAGGACUCAAUAUCUGAGAAAUGUGAUCCAAUGGACAUAUCUGAUAGCAAAGACAAUACUUUACAGGAGUUAAAAAUAUCAGAAGAAAAGUCUAAGGACGAGAAAGAGGAACGAAAACUACGUUCAGAGACUGAUGAUAAAGAUAUAAAAAAGAGGAAACGGGCGAUGCACGGGCUGGGCGACUGGAUGCAACCAGUGGUGCGAGUGGCCCGAGUGGACCCAGGGGCGGCACGCCGUCUGCGGUCAGCAGCCCGGCCGCGGUCCAACCGGUACAGAUAGCGCGCGGCCCGCCGCUGCCUCACCAAACAACGAUAAUUUCCUCAAAUGAACUUCAUUGUUCCGCCAAACCUACCGUCGAACAAUCAGUAGUUGUGAUCGCAUUCCGUAGCUAUAAUAGCUGCGCAGACUGCUCGCAGGUGACGCGUAGACUAUUUUGUUGUUUGUUAUUUAUUUUGUAAAUAGGCUGUUGUUGUUUGUGUCAGCAUGAACUUUGCCAUUUUUGGCAGAUGAAAUUGGGAGUAUCAGUAUUUCAAUUGUUUUUGUUUAUAAGAGAAUAAUAUAUCUCGAGGCUGCAAACUACAGAAUGUUGUGUACAUAGUGGUGUAAUAUAUUAUGUGAGGACUUGGACCUAUGUGUGUGUGUAAGACCAGUGCAGUGAGUAGAUGUGGCGAGCUUAGUCUGUAUAUAAAUGUUAUUGUAUGCUUAGAAAGUAUCUUUCUUUUUUAAAGAUAAAUGGAGAUGCAGGAAUAAAGUUACUUCAGCCACUCACCUAUCUACCACUAAAUGUAGCUACAUAAAUAUUAUAUAAUUACUGCAUUAACUGUUGUCCAUAGACAGAAACCAUAGAAAUAUAAAUGUGUUUUUCUCAAUGUUGUCUCAGUGUCUACAAUUAGAACUAGUCAGUAUUCGAUUCCACGUUUUGCUGGAACUUUCGUAUUUCUGACCCCAUCUCCUUUAUCUCUGUGAAAUUUCAUCAAAAUAAAAAUGUAUAAAUACUAUGAUUCUCAGUUAU